Molecule: messenger RNA, 1454 nt
Organism: Belonocnema kinseyi
Lineage: Eukaryota; Metazoa; Arthropoda; Insecta; Hymenoptera; Cynipidae
Product: prion-like-(Q/N-rich) domain-bearing protein 25
Exons: 7
Coding region: 92-1111 (339 amino acids)
Source: RefSeq, a predicted model, not a curated record
UAUCAGUAUUGUGAAAACACUUGAUCAGAGAAGAAUAUCAUAUAUUGCCAACUUGAAUUGUACUGUCCUCAUAAAAUUCAUCAUAACAAAUAUGAAGUCUUCAAUCGUGUGUACGAUUUUUCUUUUUGUUUCGACGUUUGGGCAAUAUACUGCUCCAUCAAUUCAAGAAAAUAUCUCAUUACUUCGAAAUGUGAUGCCAUGCUCAUCAGAUAGUGAAUGUCAAUCAAAAGUUGGAUCGAAAUCAAAAUGCAAAUUUUACAGUUGUGUGUGUCCCCUGGACGGCCAAUGGAGAGAUUGUCCAAUGGAUGAAAAUAUAGUAUCGCAGGCCAGAAAUAACCCCGAGUCUUACAUUGGCGACCAAUGUGAAUCUGAUAAAAAUUGUAAAAUCUCCGAUUCUUUUUGCAACGAGCAAACAAAGCGAUGCGAAUGUGUAAAAGAGCACAUUCCAUCUCACGACAAAGCGGCUUGUCUGAAGGGAAUUGCUCAGCAGUUGGGAGAUAAUUGCAACGAAGAUUCAGAAUGUCAAGUUAAGUUUCCCAAUGCGACCUGUUCAGCUAAAAAAAUUUGCGAGUGCCGAGAAAAUUAUCACGCGGCUGAAAAUCACUGCUGGAAGAACAUAGGAUUGGCGGAAAAAUGCGGAGAUACACGAGAAUGCAAUCACAUUGGGGCACAUUGCAAUGAAACUAGUAAAAUAUGUGAUUGCGAGGACAAAACAGUUGUAGAUGAAAAGAGGUCGAGGUGCCUGAAUAUCGUUGGACAUAAAGGAAAAUGUCUCGAAAAUAUUCAAUGUACCCAGAGCUUGAACAACUCGCAGUGUAUUGAUGGUUUGUGUACUUGCAAUACAAACUAUCAUUAUGCUAUAAUGCAGAAGAACUGCAUUAAGAGCAAAGUUUUUGGAGAUCCAUGUCAAGUGGAUGAAGAUUGCAAUCAAAUUACGGGCGCUGAUAAUGAAAAUUCUAUAUUUUGUGGCCGUUCAAAAACUUGUGAUUGCAAAAAAGGAUAUGAACGUGCUCUAAAUGGAAAAAUGUGCUUCAAGUUUAUGCCCUCCUCUGCAAGUGGCCUAUAUCCAGCGAUUCUUGUUUUGGCGACAAUUUUUCUCUUCUUGUUGUAGCGGGAGGCGAGAAAGGAAAGAUUUUCUUCGCCUGAUAAUCUCUAAGUCCUACCCGGUUUCGUAUAAUUGGUAUUUUAUAGAUUAUUUUUAAUUAAUUUAUAUUUAUGUGAAAAGACAUCAUUGUUGUAUCUACAUAUUUAGAUUUGGAAUUGUGCUUUCAAAUCAUUAUAAAUUGUAAAAGUUUGUUAUAUAUUAAUUAUUGAGAUAAUUUGUUUUGUUCUGUUCAAUUUUACAAAUUGUUUUAUGUUAGAAUUAAUUGUAUGAUACAUAUAUUUAGAAAGUGUUAAAGCUGAUUAAAUUUGGCUAUCUAUUCUAUUUUUUAGAAUAAAGAUCAGAUGUAAAA